CUCGGCCUGCCCCGCUUCCCGCCGCCCCCGCUGCUCCCCGUCCGCGGGUGAGUCCGCAGCGCCGCGGCGACAUCAUGUUGGGCGUGAUCAAGAACUCGCUGUUUGGGAGCACGGAGACAUGGCCUUGGCAGGUCCUGAGCAAAGGGGACAAGGAAGAAGUCUCCUAUGAGGAAAGGGCCUGUGAAGGCGGGAAGUUUGCCACAGUAGAAGUGAAGGAUAAGCCUGUGGAUGAGGCUCUGCGGGAAGCAAUGCCCAAAGUUGUGAAGUACGUGGGAGGCACCAAUGACAAGGGAAUUGGGAUGGGAAUGACAGUCCCUAUUUCCUUUGCCGUGUUCCCCAAUGAAGAUGGCUCCCUACAGAAGAAACUAAAAGUCUGGUUCCGGAUUCCGAAUCAGUUUCAGAGCGACCCUCCAGUUCCCAGCGAUGACAGCAUCAAGAUCGAGGAGAGGGAAGGCAUCACCAUCUACUCAAAGCAGUUUGGUGGUUAUGCCAAGGAAGCUGACUACGUAAGUCAUGCCGCCCAGCUGCGCACCGCCCUGGAGGGUACAGCCGCCUGCCGGAAUGACAUCUACUUCUGCACUGGGUACGACCCUCCCAUGAAGCCCUACGGGCGUCGCAAUGAGGUCUGGCUGUGGAAGACAUGAGUGACUCACGGAGCUGAGCCCUCCCAGGAGUGUGUCUCUGUGUCCUUGACUCAAGUUCUAACUGCAAUUCCAGCUACCUAGCUUGCCUUCCAAGCCAAUCACUGCCAAUUUUUUGAAAUAAGUAUGUUACAGAUAUUGAGGGCCUUUUUCUCAGGAUAGGAAAUCAUACCCAAGAUAGGCGGCAUCAUUCGGAUUUAUUUAGGAAAUUCUCUAUUAUACCAGAAAAACCCCAGCAGCAUUGUCCCAGGUAUCUGGGUUACUAAAAACUGCUUUUUUUGUUUGUUUUAAUCAUUAUUGAAUUUGUAAUUUUUUAUUGAGGGAAAAGUGUGAUUUGUAUGUGAGCUUUCAUCUGUGAUUCUUAUGAGUGCAUUGUCUAAAAAGAAACUGAAAAUAAAGAUCUUUGACUUCAAAA
Molecule: messenger RNA, 1056 nt
Organism: Loxodonta africana (African savanna elephant)
Lineage: Eukaryota; Metazoa; Chordata; Mammalia; Proboscidea; Elephantidae
Gene: HEBP1
Product: heme binding protein 1
Exons: 4
Coding region: 75-644 (189 amino acids)
Molecular function (GO): heme binding
Source: RefSeq, a predicted model, not a curated record